Molecule: messenger RNA, 4024 nt
Organism: Hirundo rustica (Barn swallow)
Lineage: Eukaryota; Metazoa; Chordata; Aves; Passeriformes; Hirundinidae
Gene: CNGA1
Product: cyclic nucleotide gated channel subunit alpha 1
Exons: 8
Coding region: 158-2095 (645 amino acids)
Biological process (GO): monoatomic cation transmembrane transport
Cellular component (GO): intracellular cyclic nucleotide activated cation channel complex; plasma membrane
Molecular function (GO): intracellularly cGMP-activated cation channel activity; protein-containing complex binding; intracellularly cAMP-activated cation channel activity
Source: RefSeq, a predicted model, not a curated record
UUUAUUUAUGAGAUGUUGAUUAUAUUUAGCUUUUUGUAGUGAUUCUGCUUAUGUAGUAAGGAAAUGUGGCUGAUUUAAAGAACUGAAAUCUCUAUUAGAAGGAGAAGAUUACAUCCUCAAGCCUUCUUCAACUACCCAAGUUAAACCAAACCUGACCAUGAAGGUAGGAGUGAUUGAGACCCAUCAGUCCCAUACGGCUGUUCCCAGUGUGGUAGUGCAUGACACCAGUAAGGACCUUGGACUGAUGCACAAAGGGGAAAACAGGCAACAAUGUCUACCUGGAGUAUUUGCAUGCUACAAUAUCAACAACAAUAGUAAUAAAGAUGAAGAGGAGAAGAAAAGGAAAAAAGAAAAGAAGAGCAAGCCAGAAAAAAAAAAGGAUGGAGAAACACAAAAGAACAAAGAUAAAAAGGAGAAAAAUAAAAGUAAAGAUAAGUUGAAGAAGAAAGAAAAUAUAGAAGUGAAGAAGAAAGAUAUUUUCACCAUUGAUCCAGCAGGAAAUAUUUAUUACAACUGGUUGUUUUGCAUCACAAUGCCUGUGAUGUACAACUGGACCAUGAUUAUUGCUAGAGCCUGUUUUGAUGAGCUUCAGCAUGAUUACUUAGUGGCAUGGUUUAUUAUUGAUUAUGUUUCUGAUGCCAUUUAUGUUGCUGAUAUGUUUGUACGGACAAGGACAGGUUACCUGGAGCAAGGUCUUCUGGUGAAAGAAGAACAAAAGCUACGAGAGAAAUACAAGAAAUCUUUUCAAUUCAAACUAGAUUUUCUGUCAAUCAUACCAACUGAUCUCUUAUACUUUAAGUUAGGAUUGAAUUACCCAGAAUUAAGAAUAAACAGACUACUCAGAGUAGCUCGGAUGUUUGAAUUCUUCCAGAGAACAGAAACAAGAACAAAUUACCCAAAUAUCUUCAGGAUCUCCAACCUUGUCAUGUACAUUGUGAUUAUUAUUCACUGGAACGCCUGUGUGUACUACUCUAUCUCAAAAGCCAUUGGAUUUGGGGCUGAUACAUGGGUCUACCCCAACACCUCAGAUCCUGAAUUUGCCCGCCUGACAAGAAAGUAUGUCUACAGUCUCUACUGGUCAACACUGACCCUGACUACUAUCGGUGAAACGCCCCCUCCUGUAAGAGAUUCUGAGUAUUUCUUUGUGGUUGUUGACUUCUUGGUUGGAGUACUGAUCUUCGCUACCAUUGUUGGUAACGUGGGCUCAAUGAUCUCCAACAUGAAUGCUGCCAGGGCGGAGUUUCAAGCAAAGAUUGACGCUAUCAAGCAGUAUAUGCACUUUCGGAAUGUGAGUAAGGACAUGGAAAAAAGAGUUAUAAAGUGGUUUGACUACCUGUGGACAAACAAAAAGGCUGUGGAUGAAAGAGAAGUCUUGAAGUAUCUGCCAGAUAAACUAAGAGCAGAGAUUGCAAUCAACGUUCACCUGGAAACGCUAAAAAAAGUUAGGAUUUUUGCAGACUGUGAAGCUGGUCUGCUGGUUGAACUGGUUUUGAAACUCCAGCCCCAAGUAUACAGUCCUGGAGAUUAUAUUUGCAGAAAAGGAGAUAUUGGACGAGAGAUGUACAUUAUUAAAGAAGGCAAGCUGGCAGUAGUUGCUGAUGAUGGAAUUACACAAUUUGUGGUCUUAAGUGAUGGCAGCUACUUCGGAGAAAUCAGCAUUCUUAAUAUCAAGGGUAGCAAAGCUGGCAAUCGAAGAACAGCCAAUAUUAAAAGUAUUGGAUACUCAGACUUGUUUUGUCUGUCUAAAGAUGAUCUCAUGGAAGCUUUAACAGAGUAUCCAGAUGCAAAGGCUAUGCUGGAAGAAAAAGGCAAGCAAAUCCUAAUGAAAGAUGGGUUGCUGGACAUUGAAAUUGCAAAUUUAGGAAGUGAUCCUAAAGAUCUUGAAGAGAAGGUUGCCUACAUGGAACGUGCUAUGGACAGGUUACAAACCAAGUUUGCCAGGUUGUUGGCUGAGUAUGAAGGUGCACAGCAGAAAGUGAAAAAAAGACUUACACAAAUAGAGAAAAUAUUGAAGCCAGUUAUAGAGGAAGAGUUUGCAGACUUAGAAGAAGCAGAUCCAUCCACAGAUAAACCUGGAUUGUCAAAAGCAGAAUAAAAACAAUGGAAGUUGCCAAUAAGACUGAGGGUCAAAUUCUGGCUGGGACUGAAUACAUUAAUUUCUAAUCUUUGUAGUACCUGAUUAUUGAUUACAAAAAAAUAAUUUGUUGAGACAAUGUCACUAAUCUCCUACAUGCAGCACAUAUUUGGCGGUUUUGGGGCAGGAAACAGGUAGAGUAUGAUCUGCUAAUGCUUUUUGUAUUCUCUGUAAUGCUGCUCUAUGGCAGAUGCACAUACACUGUCAUAUACGGGCAAAUAUUGGAAGUUUUGCUGGUUGUUUUAAAAUAAUUUCUUUGUGUCUGCUCAUGGAAAGAAGGAAAGGUUUGGUAAGAGUUAUAUUAUUUGAAGUCAUUAACCUUUAUAUUAAAUUUGUGUAUAAAUUAGCACAUUUUACUACCUAUCAAUUAACAUGAAAUUAAUUAAGUAUGGGAUAUUAUAAAAAGAAUUAGGUAUAUCUACAGUGUAGAUGAGAAUACUGAAGGCUGUAAGAUUUGGAAAAUACUAUUACUUCAUUGGGUCCACCUUGCCUGAUUUCUUGAAAUAUAAGUGGGCAGUUUGAAAUAGACAUUUUUUCAGAAUAAUACAUGCAAAGGCUGAAAUACAGAGAGGAGAAAAGGAAACUUUUUGCAAGCAUUAAUAUGAAAGAUAUGGAUGGCUCAUAAUGUAAUGUUCUUUUAACAAUAACAAAAAAUAAUAUACAAAUAAUAUACAAAUAAAAAUAUACAUUAAAGAUUUUCUGUUUCACGUAAUCAUGUGGCUGUGGAACAUGGGCUAUCAAGUUUUGAAGAUUUGUAACUAAAAAUGUUUACGUCCCUAAUGUAACACUUGUUUAUGCCGGCAGAGUGCAAGGGGAAGACAUGACAGCAACAGGCCAAAUUCUUCCUACAGUGUCUUCUGUAGAUGCUGUUGGGGGAAGAAUAUGACUUAAGAGGCUGUUUUUUCCCACUGAUAGAGGAUUUCUUUCUUCAUAACUACUUCUGAGAUAGUAGUAUUUAUAGAUUCAUAUGUUAGAUCCAUUUUCAACUGCUUUAAGGUGCAUUAUCUCCUUGGAUUUUCCCCUAAUUUGUGUCUUUUUUUAUUGACAAAAAAAAUUGUUUUCUUAGUUAUGGUCUCAGCAGAGUAUUUGUAGCUGGGUAUUUUCAGUAGAAUUUGAUCAUAGGCAUGCAACAUUGGAUAAGUUUGAUGAAAGGGAGUGAAGAAAGGGAUUGCAAAGAGAGACUUGAUAAGCCUCUAUUUAGGGAAAUUUGAUUAUCCCAAGCAACUGGACUGCUGCGCUUAAAAAAUACAUAAGUACAGGUUACUGUAAAUAGUAUCUCUACACUUGCAUUCUCUCCUUAAUGAGAUGGAGAUAAUAUAAAUUGGGUAUUUUAUAAAGCGCAUUCCUUUGUGUUUGUUUUAUUUUUUGAUGCUUUCCAGGAUGGCAGAGAUCUAGAAAUAACUCCUGAUUUACUGCAAGGAUGAAAUUUUGUUAAGUACUUUGUGCAUAGAAUAUAUAUGGAACAACAAGGGUAAAUAUAAAUAUGAAAUGGCUGUUCAUGCCCUGUUGAUCCUGUGCUUUGAAUGAUAAAUGGCUUAGUUAGCUGAUAAGGGAAAAGGGAAUGCCUUCCUGUCAGUAAAGAUCCUGUACACAGGAACAAGGAUUAUUCUGGUAUUUAGAUGUAUUGCGAGUGUUGGACUUUGCAAUCAGCAUUCUUCCAGCUCAGUUCUUGAAUAUAAUUUGCAGUCUGUGUGCCAGCAGCAACCUAUCCCAUAUGGCUACUAGGCACUUAGGAAGCACUUCUCUCCUUUGCUGAAGUGCUUAAGACUUUUUAUUAGAUAAAUGUGUGAUAUGAAGUUUUAAUUUAAAAAAAAAAAAAAGGCAGAUAUCUACUGUUAAUUUUUUUUUUUCAGUAUUGAUCCUCCAGUCUAAGACAUUAAUUGUAUUCAA